AUGAAGUCAAUCUCGCUUCUUGCUAGCGCGGUGGCUAUCGCCAAGGUUUAUGGUCAUGGAGGCAUUACCCCUGGCUCCCGGAAGAAGGGCAGGUGUCGAUCCAGCGCCGCUGGUGGCCCGACCCAAUCUAUCGGGCAGACCCAUGAAAUGUUCCGGGCCGGAGUAAUAUACAUGGGUACACAGCCAGGGGCCGAUGAUGGUGUAUAUGGCAGAUUGUCAAGGACCCGUGAUGCUACGAAUGGGACGGCACCGGGAAGCGCUGGUUUAAGAUCUGGGAGGCAGGCUACAACUCCAAGGGAUUGGAGGGUGCCUAUAACUACGGCACGGACAUGCCCAUCUCAACUAAGUACCGGUGGUGGCAAGACUACCUAUGUAAUCGAACAUGGAAACUCCGUUGGUGUCUGGAACAUCACCAUUCCUAACCUGAAGCCCGGUAACUACUUGAUUCGGCACGAAACCACCAAUCUCGAGGCGAGCCUGCAGUUCUACCCUGAGUGUGCACAGCUAGAGGUCACUGGAGACGGUGAUUCUACUCCCUCUGAGGAUUACCUUGUCGAAUUCCCUGGUGCAUAUAGCCCGGAUGACCCUGGUUUAUGGAUGGCAGGCCAACUAACUAACUAUACUAUGCCCGGCCCCAAGGUCUGGGAUCCUUCAAAGGCUUAA
Molecule: messenger RNA, 663 nt
Organism: Daldinia loculata
Lineage: Eukaryota; Fungi; Ascomycota; Sordariomycetes; Xylariales; Hypoxylaceae
Product: glycosyl hydrolase family 61-domain-containing protein
Exons: 4
Coding region: 1-663 (220 amino acids)
Source: RefSeq, a predicted model, not a curated record